AUGGCCAGUUCCCUACAGUUCAAGCGCUUUGCAGCGUUUGUAACUGCCAUUCCAGCAGAUUGUUCGUACAUCAGCAUCGAUGAUGCCAUUGCAGACCCGUACUCGUGGCAGGAUGACGGGUGA
Molecule: messenger RNA, 123 nt
Organism: Peronospora matthiolae
Lineage: Eukaryota; Oomycota; Peronosporomycetes; Peronosporales; Peronosporaceae
Source: the annotation of a GenBank genome assembly